This is a messenger RNA of Vicia villosa (hairy vetch), 1672 nucleotides long. RefSeq names its product WUSCHEL-related homeobox 8-like. Gene Ontology annotation, molecular function: DNA-binding transcription factor activity; DNA binding. NCBI's taxonomy places the organism in Eukaryota, Viridiplantae, Streptophyta, Magnoliopsida, Fabales, Fabaceae. The record is from RefSeq and is a predicted model, not a curated record. The coding region runs from base 171 to 830 and encodes 219 amino acids. The transcript is spliced from 2 exons.
GGAAGAAGAAAGAAUGGCGUGAUUUGCGGGAGUCUUUCUAAAUUGCGCAAGAAACUGCGCUCUUUUGGUUUGUUUGACUUGAAAAACUGCAAAACGCAAACGAAAUUCUUCUUUCUCAAAUCCAAAUACAAACUCCAGUUCCAGUUGAUCUGCAGAGAAGAAAAAGAAAAAUGGAUGCAGAAAACGAGAGUAUCUCAAAAUCGAAUGCCAUUAUCGGAGAAAGCCUCUACGUAAAAGUGAUGACCGACGAACAACUGGAGCUUCUCCGGCAACAGAUUUCCAUCUACACAACCAUCUCCGAUCAGCUCAUUCAGAUGCACAAAUCCAUCACCACACAACACGACCUCGCUGGACUGAGACUAGGUAAUCUGUACUGUGAUCCACUCAUGGCGUGCUCUGGAGUUGGACACAAGCUCUCAUCACGGCAGCGAUGGACUCCGACUCCUCUCCAGCUUCAGAUACUCGAACGGAUAUUCGAUGAAGGAAAUGGAACUCCUACGAAACAGAAGAUUAAAGAUAUAGCUGUUGAGCUUGGACAGCAUGGGCAGAUAUCGGAGACUAAUGUUUAUAACUGGUUUCAGAAUAGAAGAGCUCGGUCGAAGCGGAAGCAAUCGGUUCAUGCAACGAAUCAGGUUGAGGCGGAGGUGGAGACGGAAGAUGAGUCGCCGAAAGAGAAAGUAAUGCGCGGAGGAAGCGAGCAUGUUCAAUCGUUUGAGAAUUUAUCGCCGGUUAGGGUAAAGGAUAUGUAUAUUCAGAGUCCUGAUAUAGGAUUUGAGCAGUUGUUGGGUAAAAUUGAAGUUGCAGGCUGUUAUAGUUCUUACAUCCUUUGAGAAAUGAAUGGUUAAAGAAAGAAAUUCUCAGAGCGAUUUCUUAGCUUUUUGAUGGUACUGUUAUACGUAAAAAAUUUCCAUUUAAAGAUGUUGAUGAACCAGAAAUGAAGUGGCAUAUGUGUAUUUAUAUGAGUAUAAUUUCAUAAUCAGGCUUCAAUGUUUAUUAACAUCUUGUAACUUUGUCUCAGUUACUUGUAAUAUCAUAUAGAGCCUAAUAUCACAGUUUGUGUCUUACUAACUGAUGAAGACUCUGACUCUGUUCAGCAAUUUCUAGCACAUAUAUAGUUGUGACAUUAAUUUCUACCUCAUGAAUUCAGCACUUUCCAUGACUUGCUGUAUAAGUAUUGCUACUAUGGAUCAUUUCUUGUUUUUCAUGUUAUCACACCUUAAUCACUACAGCCUCCCUUUCCAUUAUUCAUAUCAUUACUUAAUAUUUUAGUAUCAUAAUCAUUACUCUUCACUCUUCAGUAUGCACGCGAAGGUAUAUAGCACUUGCACACCUGGACAUGCGUAUGCUCUAUCACCAGAAAGGGUAAUAAUUUUUCAUCUUUUGGGCUACACCCAUUCCUUACGUACAUCCGCCAAUUGGUAGAAUGGUUCACAAGAAGGAUAGCGUACGUACGCCAUUUCCUUGUGUAUAUACGCCUAAAACCAGUUUCCAGCCACAUUUUCUCACCUUAACUCUACCCAAUCUCACUCUGAUAAUAACUUCUUUCCAUGAAAUUUAAAUUUAAAUUUAAAAACUAACUAGUCAGUGACCCGUGCUCCCGCACGGGUAAUAGAAAUUUGUAUAUAAGCCUCAUUGUUAAGGUAAAGUGUAAAUCAAGAAUCUUGUAGUACUU